AUGAGGACUCUCAAUUGGCUACCAUGGCUCUUGGCGAUUCUAUUUUGUGUAACAGAAGCGCGAUACAAAGUGCGCAGACCUUUACCACCACCACCACCAACGCCUCAGAUCUACAAAAAGUCGUGGCCGAUUGGUCAUCGCGUUUCAAUGGGAAACACUAUUCAGAUAAACAAAAACAACAACUACGGACCUUUGAAGCGACCUCACUUCAACAGCAAGCCCAACAACUUCAGGCUAAGGAGACCCAUAGUCCUGGCGCCUCCAGCUGUCUGGAAAAAUCCGGUUCCAGUUUUGAAUGCGGUACCGAACAUCCCAAUACCACAGCGGAUGCCGGUCAAGGAGUUUCCUGUGGUUACCAAGCCAGAAUACAGCCCGGAGUAUCGACCAGAAGCCGUAGUUGUUCCAUCGACCCAUCGCGGAGGAUUUGACGAUGAUCGUGGACCAAUUCACACGAUUCCAGCGCCAAACUUGAGUAUCGCUGAUAAACCUUACAAUCCUGAGGAGAACAGACCUGAUCAUCAUGAAGAUUACCAACGAUUCCAGUCUGACUCAGAGUAUCAUCAUCCGUCAGGUGAUCAAGAAUCCUACCAAGUCAGGAGCCAGACGGUAAAACAGCGACCAGUAACCAGUACCAGCUCACAACACACCUAUGAAGUUACAGAAGCGAACGAGAUUCAAAAUCAUCCUCCAGAAUACGCUACUCCUGCUACGCAGUUCUACACAGCGGAUUUUGAAUCUUCUCGGUUCCCUACUGGGCCAAACGUGGAACCGGCUGCAAACGACAUCUACUUGAACCACCCGAUCUCACGUUCCGGGCCGAACAAUGUUCCGCAGUCUUACAGCCAGUCUAACAUUCCCAUUCAAACAAACAUUCCCGUUGUGCAAACUAACCUUCCAAUGCAAACAAACCUGCACAGUUCCUUGCACGUUGGCUUCCCUGCUACCGCUCAAGUGACUUUGCCCGCUGAGUACCAUCUGAACAAUCCUGAUAUAAUUUCGCAAGAUGUUCAGCAACAACAACAACAACAGUUGCAGGAACAGGAACAGUCUGAUUUGCAUAUUGGGCAUCCAGGAGUCGCUGGUCCACCGAUUUCUGCUGAUAAGCUUUAUGAAUUGUUCAACAGUUUUCCGCAACAACAACAACAACAACAACAACAACAACAACAACAACAACAACAACAAGAUCAACAGUAUUUGGCUAUACAACAACAUCACCAACAGCAACAACAACAAAAUUCGCAAAGAAACGUUUAUCCAGAAAUAAAUCAAUCAACAUUUUCACCACCAAAAAUGCAAUCUUUCAAUUAUAAUGAACAAGAUACACAACAGCAACAAUUGCAACAACAGCAGCAAUUGCAACAACAACAAUUACAGCAACAACAACAGCAACAACAACAGCAAUUACAACAACAACAGCAACAGCAACAAGAACAAUUACAACAACAACAUCAGUUCGAACAAAAUUACGAAUCAAGUGUUGCAGAUUAUAAUUUACAACAGCAAGAACAAUAUCAAAAACAACAAAAAAUCCAACAGCAACAGCAACAACAACAACAACAACAACAACAACAACAACAACAACAACAACAUGAACAAGAAAUUCAAAAACAACAGGAACAAAUAAACAACGUACGGUUCCAAGAACCAAUAGAACCAGAGAACAACAUCGAUUUUGAGGAAGCGGCAAGUGCUAAUGUUAAUCAAAUGAACCCGCAUUAUUUUAACAAUGAAGAAAUCGCGCAAUACUAUACAACGCUGCCAAAUAGAGAAACCGCGGAAAAAUUGGCGGCUUUGGCAGCGGCGGGAAGUGUAAAUAGUCGGUUGAUUUCGCAGUUACAGCAAAGACAGCAACAAAAAGAACAGGAAGAACAGAAAUCUUUGGUAAAGUUUGGUGAUGAACAAAGUGACCAGCCAAUGCCAAACAAUCACAGAGGAAAUUAUCAAGUGAGCGAGCAGAUAGAUGAUGUACCUUUUGAAACUGAUAAGCAGCAGAGGCAGAUGGUAAGGCAGAGAGCUGGGGCGCAGAAAAGGUACCGGCAACAUUAUCGGCAACAACAAAUUCUACGUGAGCAGGAAGAAGCAGAUAAACAUUUUGAAAGACAAGCGCUUCUGGAACAGCAGAAGAAAAAAGAAGACGAAAAUCAAGAAAACAAAUCAAGACCUUUAAGAAUCAUGAUUCCCGAUGCCCAGAAAGAAAAUAAUGAUAAUAAUAGUAAUGAUAACAAAAACAAUAAUGAUGAUGAAGAUGAUACUGAUGAGUACGAAUAUGAAAUAAGUGAGCCAAUAAAUUCAGACAAAACAAUUCCAGCGCCAGAAGACGACAUUAAUUUUGAAAAUCCAAGUAGUGAAUUUGGCUCGCGUAUUAGAAAUAAAUCAUGA
Molecule: messenger RNA, 2379 nt
Organism: Cotesia congregata
Lineage: Eukaryota; Metazoa; Arthropoda; Insecta; Hymenoptera; Braconidae
Source: the annotation of a GenBank genome assembly